This is a messenger RNA of Pyricularia oryzae 70-15, 456 nucleotides long. RefSeq lists its product as uncharacterized. Bases 1 to 456 code for a protein of 151 amino acids. The transcript has a single exon. Lineage: Eukaryota; Fungi; Ascomycota; Sordariomycetes; Magnaporthales; Pyriculariaceae. The record is from RefSeq and is a predicted model, not a curated record.
AUGGACCCGAUAACCAUCUCCACGGCCGUAAUCACCUUUGCAGGGGCUGUUGUGUCAAUUGGCAAGGGCAUACGGAAGCUCAAGUCGCUGGCGCGAACCGAUGCCGACUUCUGCGACCUGCUCAACGAGCUCGAAAUGCUCCACGUCUUUGCGCAGCAGGCGUCCCAUACGGUCGAUGGCCUCGGCCGGUCCAGCGACGUGCUCGCUUCUUCGGCGCAGGCUUUGGAGCGCAUCCGGUGGGACCUCUGCAAGACUGCAGCCGAGCUGGACGUCUUGGCCACCGACUUGGCCCUCGCGAGCAGUGGGCGCGUCGACAAGCAGGGGCAAGCCAGGAUACCCAAGCUGAAGUGGCAGCAGAACAAGAAAACUGUCGCGGAGCUGCGGGUACAGUGCCGCCGGUCUCGCGAUAACAUGGCGUUGCUCCUCAACAUGCUGCAGCCGUCACUCCUCACGUAA